AUGUCAUCCCGUAGCUCUGGGGUGGCCCUGGGGCUCAGCUCCCCACUGCCUGUGCAAAGGAAUUCCUUCCCAGCACUGCAUCUCCUCCCACCACGGAGCCGCUCGCUCGCCCUGCUCAGCCAGGAGGACUUCUUCGAGAGCUUCAGUGGGAGCUUCUGUGACACGAGUGAUGUUUUGGGGGCUGAUCUGUUGGACUGCAACUGCUCCAUCGCUGACCCACAGCUGGUCCGGAGGAUCGUGUCCCAGGUGGAGUUCUACCUUUCUGAUGAGAACCUGGCCAAGGAUGCUUUCCUCCUGAAACAUGUCCAGAAAAACAAGAUGGGCUUUGUCAGCAUCAAACUGCUGACAUCCUUCAAGAAGGUGAAAUACCUGACGCGUGACUGGCGGCUCACGCUCUACGCCCUGAGGUUCUCAGAGCUGCUGGAAGUGAAUGGGGAGGGCACCAAAGUGAGACGGCGUGUCCCCAUCCCCGAGUCCCUGCUGAGCAUCCCCCCCAGUAAACUCCUGCUGGCCUGGGACCUGCUGGCCCAAGAGCAGGACAUGCUGCUGCCACUCCAGAAGAAUUUCCUUGAGACCAUCACAAGGAUGUUCAGCCCCUUCGGUGCCAUCGUCUCCAUCCGCAUCCUGCGGCCGGGCCGUAAGCUGCCCUCGGACGUACGGAAAUACACGUCGCGCUCCCUGGCGUUGGAUGGUCCCCUGAUGUCACCAUCCCUCCUCCUGCCCAAGGACCCCUUGGCACCCACCUGGCACAGUGGUGACUUCAAGCCCAGCAACUUCAGCAGCACCUUCACUGGAUCGCUCCUCACCAGCAAAGUCUUCCCCCCGCUGGAGGCUGCCCUGGGCACCGACAGCAGCUCCAGCACCAAGAGCCCCCAUGGCUGCGGUUGGGGGAGUGGGGUGGGUAUCUGGGCACCUUGGCACAGCAGCUCCUCUCCAGAUUCCAAACCUCCUCCUGGCAAUCCCGCAGCAGCCAAGUGGGUGACCGAACCCCUCAACCUGCAGGAUGGGGCCCUUCGCCAGCCCCAUGGCCCUGAUGGCACCUGGGGAUGCUGCAGCAGCACUGGGAGAGGAGAGCUCGUCCUCCAGCACUGA
Messenger RNA from Antrostomus carolinensis (chuck-will's-widow), 1092 nucleotides. RefSeq lists its product as uncharacterized. The transcript is spliced from 4 exons. Gene Ontology annotation, biological process: RNA processing. The coding region runs from base 1 to 1092 and encodes 363 amino acids. Gene Ontology annotation, molecular function: mRNA binding. NCBI's taxonomy places the organism in Eukaryota, Metazoa, Chordata, Aves, Caprimulgiformes, Caprimulgidae. Gene Ontology annotation, cellular component: nucleus; ribonucleoprotein complex. The record is from RefSeq and is a predicted model, not a curated record.